This is a messenger RNA of Ficedula albicollis (Collared flycatcher), 1213 nucleotides long. It is a transcript of the gene EMG1, whose product is annotated as EMG1 N1-specific pseudouridine methyltransferase. The transcript has 7 exons. The record is from RefSeq and is a predicted model, not a curated record. Lineage: Eukaryota; Metazoa; Chordata; Aves; Passeriformes; Muscicapidae. Gene Ontology annotation, biological process: rRNA base methylation. Bases 1 to 882 code for a protein of 293 amino acids. Gene Ontology annotation, molecular function: rRNA (pseudouridine) methyltransferase activity; rRNA binding. Gene Ontology annotation, cellular component: small-subunit processome; nucleolus.
AUGGCCGCCCCGCCGCCGCCCCCGCCGGGAAGGACACCGGAAGGAGCGCUCGCUGUGGCGCUCCGGCGGGAAACCGCGGCGCCGGGAGCGCCCCCGCUGCCCCUUCCCGCCUCCAGCACUCGCCUUCCGGCGCGGCGGCCGCGGUGCUCCGGAAGCGGGUCCAGCCGGAUCCAGAUAGAGGGCGCGCCCCGGCGCCAUCUUGGCGUGCAGGAGGAGGAGGAGGAGGAUGGCGAGCGCUCGCUGGAGAGCAAGCGGCUCCGCGGGCAGCGGCGGCUCCUGGUCGUGCUGGAGGGGGCGAGUCUGGAGACCGUGAAGGUGGGGAAGACGUUCGAGCUGCUUAACUGCGACAAGCACAAGGCGCUGCUGCUCCGCAACGGCCGCGACCCCGGGGAGGUGCGGCCCGACAUCACGCACCAGAGUCUCCUGAUGCUCAUGGACAGCCCCCUGAAUCGGGCUGGGCUCCUGCAGGUUUAUAUCCAUACCAAGAAGAAUGUUCUCAUUGAAGUCAAUCCCCAGACAAGAAUCCCAAGAACUUUUGAUCGAUUCUGUGGUCUUAUGGUUCAGCUGCUGCAUAAGCUCAGUGUUAGAGCAGCUGAUGGGCCUCAGAAACUGCUGAAGGUGAUUAAAAAUCCAGUCAGCGACCAUCUGCCCGUGGGCUGCAUGAAGAUUGGUACCUCCUUUGCAGUGUCACAGGUGUCAGACCUGCGUGAGCUGGUUCCUGCAGCAGAGCCGGUUGUCAUUGUGGUGGGAGCUUUUGCCCACGGGUCGGUCAAUGUUGACUACACAGAAAAGAUGGUCUCAAUCAGCAACUAUCCCCUUUCUGCUGCCCUGACGUGUGCUAAGAUUACUACUGCCUUUGAGGAGGUGUGGGGAGUAGUAUGAGCUUCUGCUGCUACUGCUGUCAUGAUGGACUUGUAUACAGUGACUUCACGUUCUGGAAAGGCUCUUUAACUUGGGUGUGGACCUGGUGCAACUUUGGGCUCCUGGAAAACACUUCAACUUCAUCCUUGUAGCUUCUGAAGCAAUGAGACUUUAAACGGACUGCCCCACUGACCCUUUUUCCUAUUAAAAGUACCUUUUUAGAUUAAAAAGCACGAGUGAAUUUUACUCUCUCAUGUGUCAUAUGUGGGCUGGCUGGAUCCCCUUAUAGCAGGGACGUGGCCCAGAUUUGUCACAGAACUGGAAUUCUUAGCUGUGCCCUGCUCACCCUGGU